ACACGUCGUUCAGUGAGAGCGUCACAUGAACGCGUAUAUACAUGUUACAAAUACAAUAAAAGGCAACAGUAAGAGCACUAGCAGCAGCAACAACAGCAGCACCAGACACACUAUAAUCAAAUUCGCGCGCGCUUGAGUGUGUGUGUGUGUGUAUGUGUGUGUGGAUAUUUCGAAUAUCCAACAAAGACACAAAAGCAUAUCUCAUCGGACUUUUCGCUUGUUUGCCCAUUUGGUUCAGCGAACAAAACAUUGACAGAUUUUUGUUUUAGUUGUUUACGGGUGUCCAGUGAAAUCGGUGUUAUUUAUUCGAUCAGUUUUGCAUUUCGUAUGCGAUUUCCUGGCGGUUGCGCGACUUUUUUUUUCUCUAUCGCUCCCGCACAAGUGAAACAUAUAAUCGUGCGCGUGUUCAAGUGAAAUUUUCCGAGUUAUCACAUAACAAUUCCGCACAUCUUUUUACCGAGAAAGCAAUGUUUUUUUCUGUGUUGAUAGUGUAGAAAAGAUUCGUUGUAAUCAAGUAUUUUAAUGUGAAUCUAAUAGACUGUUAGCACUUAUCAAAUUGCGAUAAAAAUAAUUUAUUUUCUGACUUUUUGAAUCACAAGAAGAGAGAAUAACAAGAAUAAAGAAAAAAAAAAAUAGGAAGAGCAGCGAUUGUUUUGUAAAUGAAUGAAAAGAGAACGAGUUUUUUUUUGUUUUCUUGAUCUCCCUCUCUCUCUGGUCGUCGUUGUUGUUGAAUGGCUCACAGUGGGAAGCACAAAAUGAACCAACUGAUAAAAAUGCAGAAUGACAUUCUUUGAAACGGUGCACGUGUGUUUUGUUCCGUUUGACGACGGCGGCGUCUGAUGUUUUGAGCCAUUCACAUUUCGUUCGUUCGAUUUUGAAUCCGGUGCACCGAAUCGAUGUAUGAAGUCCAUUUGCAAGUGAAAAGAAAAGUUUACAAACAUCAACCACUGAGCAGAGCGCGCGUUGUGAUAUAUAUUUUGACGCUUUUUUCUUAUCGCAUCGUCAAUAGCAACAAUUCGUCUCAUUCUCAUUCUUGUGCACAAAAUACAUACAUUUUAACUUUAUUAAUAAACUUAUUGAUGACGCGUGCAAGUUGUUAGCACAUGUAAAAUAAACAGAAAACAGCAAAUACUUCGCAUUUUGCCGUACGUGUAGUUGUAGUGGUGUGUUCUAUUUUUUCUUCUUCUGAUCGCUUUUCGUUUGUGUGUUUGAAAGUGAGAAACACGAGACGCGCAUUAAUUCCGUUCGAUCGAAGUAUUGGCUUUAUGUGCGGUUUGGAGCACAUUCGUUUAGCGGACACAUCAAUUGAAGGAAUGAAGACAGAACUUUGUUGUUGUGCUGCAUGCGGUGAACCAAUAUCGGAUAGAUACCUUCUUGAAGUCGGCGGUUGUACAUGGCAUGGAUCAUGUUUGCGGUGCUGCAUUUGCCUGUCGCCAUUGGACCGUCAACCGUCUUGCUUUCUACGCGAGCGUCAGAUUUACUGUAAAACUGACUAUGCAAAGAACUUUGGUGCGAAGUGUUCAAAAUGUUGCCGUGGAAUUUCGUCAUCGGAUUGGGUUCGACGGGCCCGUGAAUUAGUGUUCCAUUUGGCAUGUUUCGCGUGCGAUUCAUGCGGUCGCCAAUUAUCCACCGGAGAACAAUUUGCGUUGCUGGAAGAUAGAGUUUUAUGCAAAGUACACUAUCUCGAAACCAUUGACGGCGGAACCACAUCCAGCGACGAUGGAUGCGACGCAGAUGGCUAUCACAAAAGUAAAGCAAAACGCGUUCGAACCACAUUCACCGAGGAGCAACUGCAAGUAUUGCAGGCCAAUUUUCAAAUUGAUAGCAAUCCAGACGGACAAGACUUAGAACGGAUCGCAUCGGUAACCGGGCUCAGCAAGCGUGUUACACAAGUCUGGUUUCAAAAUUCAAGAGCACGCCAAAAGAAACACAUUCAUUCAGUUCCGAGAGAUAGCGAUGGAAACUCGUACAGCCGUCAUAUCAAUCUCCAAUUGACCUACUCAUUUCAAAAUACAACACACAAUUCGCUACACAUAAAUAAUAACAACAAUCACAUUCCUAAUAAUAACAAUAAUAACAACAAUAAUAAAACGCAUGAAUCAUCGCUUGACGAUUUAUCACAAGAUUCGACCAUUCACUGCAUGCAAGCAGAAGUAUGAAACCAUUGACAAUUUACUACAAUCAUCAAAAGGAAGAAAAAACUUCUUUUACGUUUGAAUUUAAGAUGAGCAUUUUUUUUUUUAAAUCGCACGAAAAUCACUACAACUCACACAUAUGAGCAAAAACAUACUUCUUUCACGCACUAGAUAAGAAUAAUUUUUAAGAAUUUUCCCAUUUUGAUUUGCUAGCAUUUCGAAUUGAUGCGUAUUUAAAGAAAAAAGACGUAGGACAACCGUGGAUCUUCAUACCUUUAAUUAUGUAUUUCAAUGUAUUAUUAUGUAUUAUUAAAUGUAGUGUUUCGAUUUGGAAACAGUUUCUUCCUCAGCUACUCAUUGCGACGGCAUCAAUCUCCAUAAACUGGCAUUAAUAGAAUUAAAUAUCAAGUGAAAGAAAAAAAAAACUGAUGUGAUAAAAAGAGAACAACAACAUAAUGUGGAAAUAAAU
Molecule: messenger RNA, 2604 nt
Organism: Sitodiplosis mosellana (orange wheat blossom midge)
Lineage: Eukaryota; Metazoa; Arthropoda; Insecta; Diptera; Cecidomyiidae
Product: LIM/homeobox protein Awh-like
Exons: 7
Coding region: 1266-2159 (297 amino acids)
Biological process (GO): neuron differentiation; regulation of transcription by RNA polymerase II
Cellular component (GO): nucleus
Molecular function (GO): DNA-binding transcription factor activity, RNA polymerase II-specific; RNA polymerase II transcription regulatory region sequence-specific DNA binding
Source: RefSeq, a predicted model, not a curated record